Molecule: messenger RNA, 1247 nt
Organism: Carlito syrichta (Philippine tarsier)
Lineage: Eukaryota; Metazoa; Chordata; Mammalia; Primates; Tarsiidae
Gene: FHL5
Product: four and a half LIM domains 5
Exons: 7
Coding region: 334-1188 (284 amino acids)
Biological process (GO): positive regulation of transcription by RNA polymerase II
Cellular component (GO): nucleus; Z disc
Molecular function (GO): transcription coactivator activity
Source: RefSeq, a predicted model, not a curated record
UCCUGUCAGCAUUUCCCUUUAAAGGAUGUCCUGCAGAGAAUUAGUUACUCAUAAUUUUAAGUAAAAAUUGACAAGGAGUGCUUUUUCAGCCCAGUAGGAGUCAGCUAUGUGCAUGUCACGAGACUUAGAGGAAACGCAGAGAUCCUCCUAUUUUCUUCUACAAAGUUGAAAAGGCUGCAGUUGGAAGAGACCCUCAGAGAUUGCUGGUGGCCUGUUCUGAUCCUUUGGAGUUGACACACGUAUGUACUGGAAGAAAAAUAAUCAUUAUAUUUUCUUCUUUCAUGCUGUUUAAAUCACAGGAAGAAGCAUCUUUAAGACAAAGAUCAAACCAACAUGACAACCGCUCAGUUUGAUUGUCAGUACUGCACAGCCUCACUUCUUGGGAAGAAAUAUGUACUAAAGGAUGACAAUCCAUACUGCGUCUCAUGCUAUGAUCGUAUCUUUUCUAACCGUUGUGAGGAGUGCAAGGAACCAAUCGAAUCAGAUUCCAAGGAUCUCUGUUACAAAGGCCGGCACUGGCACGAAGGAUGCUUCAAGUGCACCAAAUGCAAUCACUCUUUGGUGGAAAAGCCUUUUGCUGCCAAGGACGAACGCCUGCUGUGCACAGAGUGCUACUCUAACGAGUGCUCAUCCAAGUGCUUCCACUGCAAGAGGACCAUCAUGCCUGGUUCCCGCAAAAUGGAAUUUAAGGGAAACUACUGGCAUGAAACCUGCUUUGUGUGUGAGUAUUGCCGACUACCUAUAGGAACAAAGCCUUUGAUCUCCAAAGAGAGUGGCCAUUAUUGUGUGCCAUGUUUCGAGAAGGUAUUUGCUCAUUACUGCAACUUUUGUAAGAAGGUGAUAACUUCAGGUGGGAUAACAUUUCGUGACCAGCUAUGGCAUAAAGAGUGUUUUCUGUGUAGUGGUUGUAGGAAAGAGCUCUGUGAAGAAACAUUUAUGUCCAGAGAUGAUUAUCCAUUCUGCUUGGACUGCUACAACCAUCUUUAUGCCAAAAAAUGUGCAGGCUGUUUCAAACCCAUUACUGGUCUCGGAGAUGUCAAGUUUAUCUGCUUUCAAGACCGUCAGUGGCAUAGUGAAUGCUUUAACUGUGGGAAGUGCUCUGUCUCCUUGGUGGGCGAAGGUUUCCUGACUCAGAAUGAGAAAAUAUUCUGCCGCAAAUGUGGCUCUAGGGUAGACACCAGCAUCUAGAAGGAGCAGUCUUUCUGCUCCUGAAAUCUGCUGUCCUUUGUUGUCACUAAAUCCAGAAC